Messenger RNA from Dendrobium catenatum, 684 nucleotides. Its product is annotated as membrane magnesium transporter. The record is from RefSeq and is a predicted model, not a curated record. Gene Ontology annotation, cellular component: plasma membrane; early endosome; EMC complex. Bases 148 to 465 code for a protein of 105 amino acids. The transcript has 4 exons. Lineage: Eukaryota; Viridiplantae; Streptophyta; Magnoliopsida; Asparagales; Orchidaceae.
AGGUAAUUUUUAAGCCCAUGAAAAUAGCCGGCGAUGCGCUUUUUGUAGUUUUCUAGUUCAGACUCGUCAUUAGUGAGUUUUCACCGGAGAUCGGAAAGUCUGCGAAACCCUUGGUACCUCGCUACCAAUCUCUACGUAGAGAGAAAGAUGGGCGUCGGAUUCAUUGCUGGUGUUAUCGGGGGUCUCCUCUUCGCCCAUGCCGCUUACGCAACAAUUCAGUAUAGAGGGAUGCUCAAGAUUAUGGAGGAGUUUUCCGGUCCUCCCACCAAUGUCGUGAUUGAACUGCUUCUGGGAUUGGUUCUUUGUAUGGUUGCCGGGCUUGCGGUUCCUGGGAAGUUCCACUCAAUACUGCCCGACUCGGAAGAGAACAGGGUUGUCUCAUUACCGUCAAAUUUGGACUUCAUGAUCUUCAAUCAUCGUGGCAGUUUGUCGCCUUUUGAUCCCGAACUCAAGUUGAAAACUUAGACUUUCUUUGAUCUUGAGAGGGUAUUUCUUGCUAUUGUGAUCACUUCAGACUCGUAGGAUUUUAAGAGAGAUUUAAUAAUAUUUUCUUAUUUGGUGUUACAAAAACUGCUAAGAGUUAGUACAGUAGUCUGUAUUGUCUUUUUGCAUCUCAAUAAACAUUUUUGUCAAUCUGAGAAAUGAUUUUUCGAUGGAUUGGUUUACUUAUGAUUGUUUGAAGUA